GGAGCGCACGUGCCGGGAAAACGACGAGCCAAGUCCGUUGAGCCAGAGGCCAAAAGCGAAAGCUGGGGAAAACUGCCCCUACAUUUUCCAGCAACAACAACGAGUGUGUGAGUGCGUGCGAGAAGAAAUCUUGUGUAACCCGGAGAGAGAGAAAGAGAGAAAGAUAGCGAGAAAGAGAGGGCCACAGCUGGGAAACUCACCACAGGCCACGGACUUGGAUUUUCCGCUCGUGUGAAAAUAUUCACACGCUCACUACGUUUCGGUUCGCCCGCAAAGGCAGUUGCUCCUGAAUUCCCAAUUCUCGUGCGUGAAGUGCAGUGUAGUCCAAUAAGACCAAUCAGAAUAAGUCAUCGGUCAGAAAGUAAACAAAAUAAACGCCACAUGCUGUUGGCACAAGUGCUUCAAACCACUAAGUGUACAAACGAAUUCUGAACCCCAUGAACCUCAAGGAAUUCUAACAACGCCCCCAUGACAAUAACAGAAAAGCGGUCAUAACUACACCAGCCAUUAAGCAUAAAAAAGUGCCAUAAAGCGUUGGGGGGAUAAGCUCGAAAAAAAAGGACAACUGAAUCGGAAAUGAUAGUAACUGUUGCUCGUCGCUCACAAACACCAUCGUUGUGCCAGUCGCACCGAGCUUCAGUUGGGUCCUUUGUGGAUUUGUAUUUGCGAUUCCUUCCUCGGCUCCAAUCAAUGUGGAUUUUGUAGAUUUUUUCUGCCUAUACAGGGUAGUGAAAGAGUUGGACAAACUGAACAAAAUUUAGUUGUUAGUUCGGUAGAGGCAACACUGCGUAUGAUUGAUUUAUUUUAGAGUUGAAAGAAGAUAUUUGAAAUUGUUAAAAUGGAAUUUAAAAAACUUUUUACGAAAAAACAACACGUACCACAAGCAAUUUAAAAUGUUACGAUAACGAUGAAAAAGUUUUUUAUUUGACAAAAUGGUCAAUACGUGUGAGUGAUAUAGAGACAGUACACUUUAUUUCAUAAUAAAUUAAUAAGGUGUGACAAAAUCAGAAUAAGGUGUUGGCAACAGCGACAAAAACAUUUCCCGUCUUUUUAUCAACACUUCAAUAAAUGAAGUGAAACAAAAACAGUUUGUAGAACAUUUGAACAGGGUAUAAACCAUUCGCACUGCAAUUGAACCCACCUGCACAGGUGAGAGCAGUGGCCAGCAAGAACGUGUCUGUUGGCGAAGCACACAAAAAUUGGCGUUGCAAAAAUUUCAAUAAAGGUGAAAACAAAAGCAAAACAUUGAAAUAAAAAUUAUUUCGUUUGCACUUCGCUUUUUAUUUGCACGCGCGCCAAUUCUUCGUCUCUUUUUGCGUCUCCUGCUCGCCAAGCUGGGAAAAAUUAUAUUAUUUUCAAGUUAUUAUUUAGCUGACAUUCCCCCAAAGGGGGUGAGUGUCCACCCCCUUUAACCCUCUCGGAAAUUCUUUUGUAUAAUCAACGGUCGGCGCAUUAAAAUUAAUGCUAAUUAUGAGCUUGUUUGUCCGUCGCUCGGUGACAUUUGCUUGAGUUUUUGUUUAAUUGCUGCGCUCGUUAUGAGAAAAUCAAUUGAAAUCGAUGCGGGACGUGAGUGAGUGAGAAAUAAUUAAAUAAACGACGGACAUGCAGCCAGUGAUUAAUAAAAUUAUGCAAAUCGCUUUGCGCAAAUUAAAGCGAGGCUCUGUAGUCCAGUUUGGCUUUAUUGUUUUUUCUCGCCCAUUAUUAACGUUAGAUGGCAUUUAAGGUCUAAUAAAAACACGCCGAGAACAAAAACUGAAAAUCAAUAAACACAAAGCCAGCGAGAAGUACGUAACAGGCGGAGGCAACAACACCCAAAUGCGGCAACAACAAGUGAGCAAGUUAAAGAACCUUUGCGAUUUGUAAACGCUGCGAAAUACCUGUCGAGUGAGGCGACCGAGAACACUGAGCUGAGCUGAACUGAACUGAACUGCAAGGAACACUAACAGAACAGCAACAAUGUCGGAGGGCAGUGAUAACAACGGGGAUCCCCAGCAGCAGGGCGCCGAGGGGGAGGCGGUGGGCGAGAACAAGAUGAAGUCGCGCCUUCGCAAGGGAGCUUUGAAGAAGAAGAACGUCUUCAAUGUCAAGGAUCACUGCUUCAUCGCCCGGUUCUUCAAGCAGCCCACGUUCUGCUCCCACUGCAAGGACUUCAUCUGCGGUUAUCAGUCGGGAUACGCGUGGAUGGGCUUCGGGAAGCAAGGAUUUCAGUGCCAAGUUUGCUCCUACGUGGUGCACAAGCGGUGCCACGAGUAUGUCACCUUCAUCUGCCCCGGCAAGGAUAAAGGCAUCGAUUCGGACUCACCAAAAACUCAACACAAUUUCGAGCCAUUCACAUACGCAGGACCCACGUUCUGCGAUCACUGUGGUUCCCUGCUGUAUGGCAUUUACCACCAGGGCCUCAAAUGCUCAGCAUGUGACAUGAACGUGCAUGCCCGCUGCAAGGAGAACGUUCCCAGUCUGUGCGGAUGCGAUCACACGGAGCGGCGGGGUCGCAUUUAUCUGGAGAUCAAUGUCAAGGAGAAUCUGCUAACUGUCCAGAUCAAGGAGGGUCGCAAUCUCAUACCCAUGGACCCCAACGGACUCAGCGAUCCCUACGUGAAGGUGAAGCUGAUUCCGGAUGACAAGGAUCAGUCCAAGAAGAAGACUCGCACCAUUAAGGCUUGCCUCAAUCCCGUCUGGAAUGAGACACUCAGCUAUGACCUUAAGCCCGAGGACAAGGAUCGGCGCAUCCUUAUAGAAGUCUGGGACUGGGAUCGAACCUCCCGCAAUGACUUCAUGGGCGCAUUGUCCUUCGGCAUUUCGGAGAUUAUCAAGAACCCCACGAAUGGCUGGUUCAAGCUGCUCACCCAGGACGAGGGCGAGUACUACAAUGUUCCAUGUGCGGAUGACGAGCAGGAUCUGUUGAAGCUCAAGCAGAAGCCUUCGCAGAAAAAGCCGAUGGUGAUGCGCAGCGACACAAAUACGCAUGUGUCAUCCAAAAAGGACAUGAUUCGUGCCACGGACUUCAACUUCAUCAAAGUUCUCGGCAAAGGAUCGUUUGGCAAGGUUUUACUGGCCGAGCGCAAAGGCAGCGAGGAGUUGUAUGCCAUUAAGAUACUCAAAAAGGAUGUGAUCAUUCAGGACGAUGAUGUGGAGUGCACCAUGAUCGAGAAACGUGUCCUGGCGCUGGGUGAAAAGCCGCCUUUCCUAGUCCAAUUGCACUCCUGCUUUCAGACAAUGGACCGCUUAUUUUUUGUGAUGGAGUAUGUAAAUGGAGGCGAUUUGAUGUUCCAGAUCCAGCAGUUCGGAAAGUUUAAGGAACCAGUGGCUGUGUUUUAUGCUGCUGAAAUCGCCGCAGGACUCUUUUUCUUGCAUACCAAGGGUAUUUUGUACCGGGAUCUCAAGCUGGAUAAUGUCCUCUUGGACGCAGACGGCCAUGUUAAGAUUGCGGACUUUGGCAUGUGCAAGGAGAACAUAGUUGGUGACAAGACCACGAAGACCUUCUGCGGUACCCCCGAUUAUAUAGCUCCAGAGAUAAUUCUAUAUCAACCCUAUGGCAAAUCUGUCGACUGGUGGGCCUACGGAGUCCUGCUCUACGAAAUGUUAGUGGGUCAGCCACCCUUCGAUGGCGAGGAUGAGGAGGAGUUGUUUGCCGCCAUUACCGAUCACAAUGUGUCAUAUCCAAAAAGCCUGAGCAAGGAGGCCAAAGAGGCCUGCAAGGGCUUCCUAACCAAACAACCGAAUAAGCGUUUGGGUUGUGGUUCCUCUGGCGAAGAGGAUGUGCGUCUACAUCCGUUUUUCAGACGCAUCGAUUGGGAGAAAAUUGAAAACCGAGAAGUGCAGCCACCGUUCAAGCCGAAGAUUAAACACCGAAAGGAUGUGUCCAACUUUGACAAGCAGUUCACAUCAGAGAAAACAGACUUGACGCCCACGGACAAGGUGUUCAUGAUGAACCUGGAUCAAUCGGAAUUCGUUGGCUUCUCCUACAUGAAUCCCGAGUACAUCUUAAGCCCAUAGAUCCGAUCUGAUCCGAUCUAGUUUUCAUGCUGCGAGUUGUGUCCCUUUAGUCUAUUUUGAUAUUGAUUACUGAAAAGACAUCUUGUUAAUAUCUGUUAAGUUUUCUGUUUGUUUUCCACAUUUGUGUGUAUCUAUAUUUAUUGAAUUGUUAAGUUUUGAGUUAAUUUUAAGUGCUAGAAACUGUGAAACAGAGCUUUAGUUGUGGAAUAUUCGAAUACUGUUCAAGAGAACGUCCUCACCUCAAGCCAAAAAGGAAAGCAAUAAAAAUCAACAUUUCAAAUA
Molecule: messenger RNA, 4278 nt
Organism: Drosophila ficusphila
Lineage: Eukaryota; Metazoa; Arthropoda; Insecta; Diptera; Drosophilidae
Gene: Pkc53E
Product: protein kinase C, brain isozyme
Exons: 14
Coding region: 1957-3996 (679 amino acids)
Biological process (GO): protein phosphorylation
Molecular function (GO): ATP binding; zinc ion binding; diacylglycerol-dependent serine/threonine kinase activity
Source: RefSeq, a predicted model, not a curated record